AACAACAGGCGAAGAACAUCUCUUCCCUUGAAGCCUUACUAUUUUGUGUUGAUCCUCUUCAUUUGGACAUGUGAGAUGUGCUUGGUCCCGAGAUGGCUCGCCUGACGCCGCGGCGGGAGGUACGAGCCUCGGCCCCCUGAGAGCUCCCGCCCCGCGAGCAAAUGCCUGGAAAAGUCCCGCUGCGCAGAGCGGCACCGCAGCUCUCCUGAACGGCGGGCAGCAGCACCUCGCAGAUCCGCUCCCUGAGCUCCAGCACUCCGGCAGCCUGUCCUGCCCCACGAAUGGCUGCGCAGAGGAAGCACUUGGUGAAAGAUUUCAAUCCACAUAUCACCUGUUACAUCUGCAAAGGCUAUCUCAUCAAGCCCACCACAGUCACGGAGUGCCUCCACACCUUUUGUAAGACUUGCAUUGUUCAGCACUUCGAAGACAGCAAUGACUGUCCCAGGUGUGGCAACCAAGUGCACGAGACCAACCCACUAGAAAUGUUAAGGCUGGAUAACACCUUAGAGGAAAUUAUAUUUAAGCUGGUGCCUGGACUUCGAGAGCAGGAACUGCAGCGAGAGAUUGAGUUUUGGAAGAAAAAUAAACCUCAAGAAAAUGGGCAAGAUGAAAGCCCCAAAACUGAUAAACCCAAAGUAGAUGAGGAGUGUGAUGAAAAUGAAGAAGAUAAGGACUAUCACAGGAGUGACCCACAGAUUGCCAUCUGCCUCGAUUGUUUACGUAACAAUGGGCAGUCAGGAGAUAAUGUAGUAAAAGGUUUAAUGAAGAAAUUUAUCCGCUGCUCUACUCGAGUGACCGUGGGAACUAUCAAAAAGUUUCUGAGCUUAAAAUUAAAACUUCCGAGUUCUUAUGAGCUGGAUGUACUAUGCAACGGAGAAAUCAUGGGAAAGGAUCAUACUAUGGAAUUCAUCUAUAUGACAAGAUGGAGACUAAGAGGCGAAAACUUUCGGUGUCAGAACUGCUCAUCUUCGCAAGUCUGCUCACAGGAUGGCACUUUUUAUCAGUCUUACCCUAUGGUACUUCAGUAUCGACCUAGAAUUGACUUCGGUUAGACCAAAGGGCCAAAUCCCAUUGUGAUGAAUCCUGCACUAUUUGUUUACCCAUCGACAGAUUGCACAAUGAAUGGAUGUGCCUGGAUUAGGGGGACACAACCAGAUUUUCAGCAUGCAAAUAAGGACAUUGUCUUUCUUAAAAUUGUCAAUUGCAUCUUUGUUGUUUCUAUUGGAGCAAGCCAAGUGCCAUUCUGCUACUGAAAUGUGCAUAAGAUAUUUGUGAAUUUUACAAGUGUGCUGCAAGUCAUAGCCAAAAUCAUGAAGUGUACAGUCAAGACUCAAAAACUCUGGAAUAUUUUUGCUUGCGUGUUAGAAAACUUUUCUGGUCCUCAUAUUGAUCACACUAGCAAAAUGGCAGAGUGCUCAUUCCAUGUGGUGUUGCAGUUUCACACGCUUACUAUUUUACUGAAUAUUGUUGUUUAAAUCAUAGAGUACUGUACAAAUAGCUAAGGAUCAUACCUUGAAAAUAUUUUGUAUAGAAAAUAUAUUUAGAGAAGUGGUGGUUGGGCCACAACCUUUUUCUUGAUAAGCUUCUCAUGGGUCCAGGUAUAGCUCACUCAUGAGUGUGCAAUGGUCCUUUUGCAGUGUACCCUUAACUAGAGUGUAGAUUGUGAUAAUUCGAAAAAGGAAUUUUAAAUUGUCUCAGUAGAUUCUACCAAUAUUGCUUGAAAGCAAUGCAGCCUUCGUGAUUGCACUUUUUUUAUGGCUACCCUAAAGGUUGGAAUUUGAGAUACAGAUUUUUUUUGGAAAAUGCCUUCUAGUCAGAUAACGUUUCUUCUAAUAAAACCUUUAUAGAAAUGAAGUUAAAAUAAUCUGUCUAUGAGAUGAGUUUCAUUGUAAGGUUACAGUCAAGGCAGAAUCUACACGUAGUUACUGCAUUUUGUGGUAAGUGCUUCCUUUUAAGAUUGGGUAAAGGUUUAUAAUAAGCUUAAGAAAAAAAAUAACUUACAGCUUUAGUUAUGCUGUCUAUCUCUCUUGAGAGUAUCUGGAGCACGGAAUUCAUUGUAGAAAUCUUUAACUUAAAGUUUUAACUUUAACUUUAACUUAAAGUCUCAUCAUAUAAUUAUUUCCGUAAAAUUAGAGGCAAUGCAAUACUGAAGAUAAGCAGUCUGACCAAAAUAACUCUUCGGGUCGUUGUUUUUUCCUGAGACCUGAUAGUGCUGGAUAAAAGAGUGAUUGUUGCCUUAGGUACUGCAAGUGUAAUGGUUCUGGUAUAGAAUGUUUAUUGAGGUUUCUGGUAAUGUUGCAGGGAGCAUAGUAAUACGCAUGUUUUCUGUAGUCUUCCGUUGUCUUGCUCUGCUUAUAAGUCAAAUGAGUUUUUUACUUCAAAAUCUGUGGAGAUAACUGUAGUUCAGUACCUUUAUAGAAUUCCUUUUUAGUGCACACCUGCUAGCAUUCUAGAUAGCUAUUUAUGUCCUUAAGCCUUCCGCAUACAACAGAAAAGGAACCAAAUUAGCUUUUUAGAAACUACUCUAAUCAUACUUGGAUAGGACAAAGUUAAAAUUCCAUCUUGACUACCAUGGGAUCAAGUAUAGAAGGUGGAAACAAGGCUGUAACUUCUUUGUAAAUGUGUAUUCACGUACAUUAUGAUGUUUCUGUAGGAGAAACGCGCAUGUUGUGGAUUAAAUCUGGCCCCUUUAAUGCUUGCAGGAGUUGUAACAUUGAUGACUUGAAGAAUCCAUAUAUCGUUGGGUUAAGUCCUGCCACUGCACUCCGAAGCCCAUACGACAUGCCAAAAUAGCAAUGCUUCAGUAGCAGUCUGUUUAGGAAACCUGCCAUUGCAGGUCAAGGUUGCACAUAUUGUGCAGAUGCCAGUGAACCUGGGGAAGCAAGGUGUUAAGGAAGCUGCUGCUCCUUUCUGCAGGCGUAACGUGCCGACUGGUGUAGGCACUCUUUUGCCCACGCUGCAAUGGGAACAGGUGCACCUGCGGGCUGCAGGAAGCGGUCAUCUUUUUGCCCACCUGAGCUGUGAUGUGCUGCUUCACAGGAACAGCCACACGCUCCGUGCUGGGAUGGCCCUGCUCAUCCGUGUACGUGGAGCAGCUUGUCAGAUCAAAGCAUUCAUUCUAAGUGCAAGUCAUCGCUAUCUUUGUUAUAUACAAUUGUUUUAUAUGGUAGAAAUAGGUAUUAUUUGUAAAUAUUGACAUGCACAUGCAAAUGACACCUUACAAUUUUUAUAUAUUUCAUGUGAUUUUAUACCAGAAUCUUCACUGUAGAUUCACUUAACAUAAAAUGCCUGUUUCGUUCUAUCACAAAACUAGCAGUAGGACUCUUAAGCAUAAUUUCUGCUUGAUUCAGGGGACCCUUUUUUCUCAACUCUUGCUGGUUUGGCAAAUUUGAACAGAUUUGGUGAGGAAAAAAAAAAACGUAUUAAUUUUAUUCCAUUUUUUAGUUACCUUAAAUGGAAGUUUACAUCCAGCUAACGGGACCCUUGAAAUUAGACUACUAGUAGUGGCUUUUAAAUGACAUCCCAAUGGAAAAUGUGACUGUCUGAUGACUUUAUGUCGUCACAGUUCAGAGAACCAUGAGUUUGUCUUGAUCAGAAUUGAUUCUGGUAAUUCAUGGUAUUUUCUUGAUGAAACUUCAAGCUAGGUUACAGAAGGCAAAUCAUCAUGGAAAUUACAGACAUACAUGAUUCAAUGUUCCCAGCUGAGAAUUAUGCCCUUAAAACGCUUCUAAACUUGUAUAAUCUAGACAACUACCUACAAUUAAUGCAUUUCUGAUUUGAUGGCAAAGCUCCUGAGUGCUUUUCUAGUUCAAUAGAUUUUGUAGCAGCAAAGUACCAGUGAAAUACGUAUCUUAACUGGGCAGCUUGUAUAAUGCAGGCAUUGCCUUUCUUACAGGAAAUGUCUCUUCUAUAUAGUAUGUAUGUGCCAUGGAUCUACAUAUAGGCAUAUCUGAUUCCUUUGUGCCAAUUAAAGAUAUCUGAACAGCAUAGGUCUUCAAGAAUGCACGUACUGAUUCCUGUGUGCCAAAGAUGGAGUAAGUGGAAUGAGUACUAAGCGUUCCAUUAAAACUACAACAUAUUCAGUCACUGAGCAGAUUACUGCAUACAGUCACACUUGCUGAACAUUUCCAUGACAAAGUCUCAUCUCUGCAUGUUUGUAAAGAAGUGUUGCUGCAACUGUUUGUUCUGUGACUUUUCCAUACUGCCAGAACAUAGCUGCAGAGGAAUAAGACCUAAAAAAAAAAAAAAAUCCACACUACUGCCUAACCUUGCUAUCUCUCAUUUAGCACAUUUGGUGCUUUUUUUUUUCUCUGAAAGUGGAAAAAAAUUAUCUGCUUUUCACUCUGGGGUAAUGAAAGUUUUAAGCAGCUUUUCGGUGGGCAUUGCUGUAUGCUGCAUUUGUCCAGCACCAAACUGUAAGCUGGAAUUUACAGGUGAGGUCCUAUAAAAUCUCAAACAGUAGGGAAUUCGAUAAUCAAGAAAUGGAUCUUCCAUUGUGCAUUACUACGCUGCGCAUAGCUGAGAGCCUAGUGCUAUAAAAGACAUUGUUAUUUGGAUGAAAUGCCAAAUAAGAUUGCUAUAAUAUUCUAAAGUGACUCGUCACUUCAGUAGUUACUGCUCACGAGUGCUUCUGGAAUUUGGGUCCUAGCAGUAUGCAGCAUGAUAGUAUAUUGUGCAUACUCAGCUAGCUUGCAGCUAUUAUGCAAAAGAAGUUCUUAAAAGUAUUAUUUUGACUUUACUGAAAAUAUUAUAUAAAGUGCCUGAUGAUUAAUACAGAAUAUCUUUUAAACCCAUUAUUUGUAUUUGGCAGGGUAAUAUUUGCUUCUGUAUCUUAUCAAUGGUCUUAAUAUUUUCUGCAAGAAUAUUUCAUGAUCAUUCUGUAUUGAGAAGCCUUCUUUCACGUGAAACAAGCAGAAAAAUAAAUGUGUUUUUUUUCUCAAUUACAAAUUGUCUAUCUCAGUAGAAACUAUGUGAAAAGAAUACUUUCAUAUUGAAAUUAUUUCAUUUUCUCUAUGAGGUGACCUUGAAUUCUGAAUCUUUUUUUUCUCCUAGGCUCCAAAGAUCUGACUCUACUUUUCUCUUCUGCAGUUAUCAAAAGCAGUUCCAGUGUAUCUAUAGGAGGAAAGAGAUUGAUCACAUUCCCUUUAGGCAUAAGCUAGACUCUUCUCCACUGUGGACAAAGCGGUGGUCCAGAGUUUCCAUCUCUUCCCUUCUGUGUGCAAUUGUUAAGCAUGACUUUGUUAGAGAAGAAUUUUUCUUUCUCUGCUGCUUUCUGAAAUAACAAAAUGUGCCAGUGUUUGUAGUCCUUUCACUGAACCAGUCGCUGAAUUGUGUUGUUCCUUUCCUUUGCAAGAGAAGGAAUAGCCUCCAGCUCUGCCAGGUACUAUGUCUGAUAGAAAUUCUGCAGAACAGGUAAUUGUUCAAAACCAGUCUUACAUAGCAAAACAAACAGGCUGAGGGGCUACAUAAAUUACCAGUCAAGUACAUAGAAUAAUCAUACUCAUCUGUAUUUGCUUUGAAGAGAUAAGAAUUAAAUAUGUUCAAGGAAGUGAAUUGUUAAAGAGGAAUAAUGUGAUAAUUCAUCUGCCCUUGCAGAGGGACAUUCACGUAGGUACAGCCCCUACUAAUGUGGAAGAACAUGUGGAAUGUCCUUCCACAGUUACAUCCUGCAAGUCUUCUGGUCUUCCCGUGUAAGAAUCAUUUAAUAGGUAAGACUGAACAGGAUGGAGAUUCUCAUAAAAACCUGGGACUUUCUUUUAAAAGAGUUUGCGGAGGAAAGCAAAGCAAAGCAAUCCUAGACUAUGUGACAGAGACCUCCUUUUGCUGUACAGAUACCAAAAUGCUAAUUGUUAGGAUAGAAACUUCACGGGCACGCUUUAAUCAGGUCCCAAAAAGCCUCAGAGCAUCCAUUUCCUAGCUCUGAGAAACAGUAGGUGACCCUCUGGAACUCUACUGCAUUGUCUUAGACCAAGGUAGAAUCAGGUGCCACCAUGACAUUAGAAAGCUAGUGCUUAAUACCAAAGAAAUUCAUGUUUUCUUUUGGGAUUAAGUUAGUCUCUGCUGGAUUUCGGUGAGGUUUUCACAGUUUUGAAUCCUUUGUAGCCAGUUUGAACAAGGUAAUGCUUCCCCAAGCUGUUCAGCUAGAGACACCUGUUUGAGGAAGGAUUGCCAUCUACUGGAGCAUGUUCCAGUAUGGAUUCCAAGAUACGGGGUUUGAUCCAUGCUAAAGGAAAUGUGAAAAGCUUCCACCUGCUCUCUUACCACCACUUGUAUGACAUAUGGGAAAUCUGGUCUUCAGACCUCAGUUGAAGCAUCCUUUCGUAGGAGUGUUCCCCCAGAUGAUUAUCUUAUAAUGGUAGUCAUUUUUCCUCAUGAGCAGAUCUACCUGUUGGUUUUUGUUUUUGUUUUUUCCACUACUAUGCUGUCUGUAGAUCAGGUAAAAACAGCAGAUUCCAGAAUAGGCAGUUUAAGGGAUUUCUAAUGGGAAUCCUUCCACCCCAGGUAUGUGCCAUAAAUCUCCUGAAUUCAGGUAGCUUGCUAAUGCAGAUGUGUAAGGAUGUUGUUUCAUUCUCAUGUAAGAGAUGUAGAUCUGUGCAGUGGUGGGGUGUGGCAGUGGAAUGGAAGAGCUCUGUAGGCUGGUGGAAGGGUCCUGGCUACCUGUUGUACUUGUAGGGAACCAGAACCUCCUUCUGUAGGCUCAGGAAGGAGGAGGCGUUCUAGAAUGAAAUACAUCUGUAAGUGUAUUCUUCUGUAGUUGCAUUAAUUUUAACCAAAGAGAGGCACUGAUUGGAAUUUGCAUGUUUAUCUGAACCAUUAGGCGUAUUUUUCUUUGAAGUAAGUUUUACAUGUAUUUUUAGCAAAUACUUCGGACAGGGUUACUAAUGUGACAGUUAAUGGGGUGAGAUGGACAGAAGCAGUUACUGUGCAUUUUUCAUAAGAGUGAGUGGAAGGCAGUUGCUGUAUGAUAAAAUUGCUGCAACAGUAACGCAUUUGUGCUGCUAGUUAACAUGCUGAGGUUCGUGUUACAAAUGAAGUUGUAAUAAAGAUGUUUAUUAUCAAAGUGCAAGGCACAUAUUUUCUGAUGGUAUUCUACUCCUAAAAUUGUGUUUUGUAUUAUAGCAUAUUGAGUAAAUAGACGUUCUUGCUGUUGUCUCAUGAAUUUUGAUGCGGUAAAAUGAAACGUGCUCCCUUCUUACUGAGAAUAUAACGUACUGAUUGAUUUAAAAUUAUUCUUUGCUGUCAGUUACUUAGUUUGUUCAUUUAAAAAAAAUUAAAAGAGAAACAAACUAUUUUUAUGGGUAAUCUGAUUGCCUAGUAGUUUCAAGGGCCUUACUUAACACCAAAGGUAAGCCACCCAGAAACUGGAGGGAAUGAGACAGUGCCAUGUUCCUGCAGGGCAGUGGCAAGGGUUGUCCCUGGAGCUGGCAGAGCUGAGCUCCCAUGCUGGGGCUGUCUCACGCCCAGCACUCCCAAAAGAAAGCAGGCAGUACAAGCAGGACUAGUGUACAGGUUAAGUUGAUGCACUGAGAGCCGCUCUAUGGGUAUAGCUAAUGUUGAAAAAGAGGAGUGCAAAGGCUUGCAUUACUGAUGUGUCAGCUAUACCUGGCCUGUGAGCUAACAAAAUACUUUGGCGUGCUGUCGGUCCUCUGAACCUUCCGAAGCACAAAAUAUUCACCAGGCUACUUUGGGGUUUUCUAGUUGUAGUUCAGUGAUAUUUUGGAGGGUGGGAAGGACAGACUCAGAGGGUAAUGAGAAGAUACUAAGGUGGUUCUUCAGAUUUUUAUACAUAUUUUUUUAGCAAACGGCAUUGCUGGACUCAGCGUGAGACCUUUGGUUAGCAAGAAUUCAGUUAUUUUAUUUGUGCAGAGCAAAAUAGAAUAAAGAAAUCUAAAUACCUUAAUUUUCUUUUCCAGGAUAGUGAUUAGCUAAACUGGAAAGUAACAGGGUGAUUUAAUUAUUUAGCUGCCUCUGAAAUAUUUUGAUGGAAAUACUUACUGACGGUCACUUUUUCUCAAAUAGAAACUUAUUAGAGUGAGCAUGAAGCAACGUCUCAUUCUUUUCCCCUUACUGCAGACUUAAAUAUUGAGAGGAAAAAGCUUUUUUUUCUUCUUUUUUUUUUUUUUAAUUAAUGCAGAGCCGGAAUGGUUGGAUGUUCCAGGCUGCUGAAUAGAGUUGGUCUCAAUGGAAUUUUUUUGGGAUGGGGGCCUAAGUGUCCUUAUAUAAGCUGUGAUCCAAGUUAUGAUAAGAAAGGAGCCUAUGGUGAGCAGUAACGGUGUUCUUAUGCUUCCUUGCAUUUGAUCAGUAGCUAUCAGUUUUUAAUGUUACAGCCCUCACAGUACUUAGGAGCUCAUAGAACAUAUUGUGAUGUUAUGUUGCUGAUUUGUUUUAAAAUAUAAAAUGUUUUAAGCUUUUUGUCAAAAGUGGUAACAUCAUAUUACAAAUAAACCUUUUUGUGGUUGUAAAACUUAGCUUAUAAAUCAUUCAAAUUGAAGUGAAAAAACACAGGUCAUUGUUAAUGACAGUCUAUCCUACUAUUAAAAAUAUAUAUGUAUUUUUGUAAAGGAAAAGCACUUGUAGAUAUUUAAUCAGUCCAAUAUCUAUCUAUGUUAACGUUUUGAAAAAAAAAUACAAAAUGCUGCUUAGAGAUCACUUAUAUAUGUUUUAUUUUUUGUGCUCAGAUGCAUUUUCUGUUGAUUUAUGGAAUGUUUAUUCUGUGUGAAGCUGUAUAGUUAGUACAGCUGGGCUAAAUGCAUUUCUUACCUUAAUGGAAUGAAGUGUGUCUGACUGUGCCAUUACAGAUUCUGUCCGAUCAGAAACCCGAAUGCAAAACAUAGGUUGGUGGUGCUGUUCUUCAUCUUUGAUAUUAGCUUCAUCCUGCCAUAUAUCAUUACUACUUAUAAUGAUUAUAAAAAUGCUAACAAUUUUUAUGGUGUUUCUGUUUUAAUGGAUGUUUUUAGGGCAUAUUUGGUUAUUCAUUAGCAUUUUUUCAAACCUAUAAAGAUGUAUAUGUAAAUGUAAAUAUAUUUACAGAUGGUAUUUAAAGUACAGUUCCCCCAGACAAUAAAACAUACCCAAUUAGUCAAGUUUAGUAACUUUCCUCUGAAGGAAACUACGGCCAGGUGCAUGCAUGGAAUAUGAUUGCGUCAUAACGUUUCUGAGCACUUGCACAAAUAGUACUUUUUAAAAAUUCAGAAUAAUGAAUUUCUUGUAACAUUGUAAGGAUCAUCAAAACUUUAUCCUUACCUGUUUUAAUUCUGUAUAGUGGAUUUAAUCUAUUUUGACUCUACACAGGAGAUUUACAUAGUUUAGAAAAAACAAAAGGUAAACCAAGGAAUUUUAUUAAAGUACUAGUAGAGAGCAAUGAGCAUAUUGGUUUGCUAUUUGAGCAGAGUCCACAUCUGUUUAAUUUUAGUGGGAUUCUCCAGGGUCUUCCCAGUGGUGGAAAUCGUCAGUGGAGUUACUUUGUUUACCCAUCAUUGUAGCUAAGACUUGAAAUGGCCCAGAGGUCCCACUUCCUCGCUGAGUUUCCUUUCAUUGGUGCCUUGUUCAGCGUCUAAUAUUGUAGAUCUGAUAGUCUACGCUAGCAGUAGAUUCAGUGUUAUAAACUCAGUUGAGUAAAUACUUGCAGAAUUGUGAAAUAAGCAGAGAAUUUCAUUCAGACAACAAACAUUGGUCAUGCCACCAUCUCAUUAACAUGCAUGCUUCACGAAGACCUGUCAGUGAUCAGCUUCUAAGGUGUUUUGCCAUUUGAAUAUUGUGUGUUUUAUCGUUAUGAAUUUAUAUAUGAAUUCACUGGGAGUUAACAUCUCAGGUUCCACAAAGUAGCAUUUAAAAUCUUAAAUCCACGCGAGCUAUGAAUGCAAUACAAGUGUUGCAAUCUUUGUCUCUUAAAGAGCUAAAUAGGUUGGUCCAAAGGAUUUUAGAGCGCUGUAAAGUUCACCCAGUGAUAUUUAAUUCACCAAAUGAAUAUUCUUUGCAUCUGCACUAAAAUCAUCAGAAACUGAAUGGUGGCCAUGGAGAAAGGAAAGAGAAGGCUCUAACUGAGCUAGCAGUAGUGAGCAGUUUUACAGUGUGGUAAAGGGAGCGCCGGCGCUAAGUUCCAUCUUGGUUACGUGCCACGGUUCUGCCUCUUGGUGCAGAGUGACGUGUGCCUGUUUGAAGAUGCAUCUCCACGUGUGUUAACAAGGUUUAUUUCAGAGCGGUAGCUUGUGCAGACUGUGUAAAUGGACCUUUUGGAAUCUUGUGUAUUAAACAUAUUUGAUCUAUAAUAUUUCUAAUGAUAUACCUACCGAUAAGGUUCAGUUCCAGUGAUGUUAGAUUGAGUGCUUCGUGCUAAUGUCAAGAAUGUUCACAGCACCCUUGUCACUGCUGAUAACAAAUUACAGUUUGGUAUGGUGCAUGUGCUGCAAGAUGCCUCUAGCCCAGCUGGAUUAAUUUUAUGAAAAAUCUAGAUGAGCAAGAAGUAUAACUAAUCUGCUUACUAGCACUGAAUUGCUCCUUUCUCAAAGCAAUAAAUAUAUUCAUGUUGUGACAUCUGUUGUGCAGCCUACAAUAAGAGUUGUUUCGUUGCAUUGUUUCUAUAUAAUUUAUUUUGUGCAAUAAAAAAUAUCUGGUUUUAUCUGA
Molecule: messenger RNA, 10623 nt
Organism: Numida meleagris (helmeted guineafowl)
Lineage: Eukaryota; Metazoa; Chordata; Aves; Galliformes; Numididae
Gene: PCGF5
Product: polycomb group ring finger 5
Exons: 10
Coding region: 282-1052 (256 amino acids)
Biological process (GO): regulation of transcription by RNA polymerase II
Cellular component (GO): PRC1 complex
Source: RefSeq, a predicted model, not a curated record